Molecule: messenger RNA, 604 nt
Organism: Momordica charantia (bitter melon)
Lineage: Eukaryota; Viridiplantae; Streptophyta; Magnoliopsida; Cucurbitales; Cucurbitaceae
Source: RefSeq, a predicted model, not a curated record
GUUAUUAAUACCAAUCAAAGGUGAAUGACGUUUGAAAGGAGUGAGCAUUGUGAGCGAUGGAUGGAGUGACUCACAAAGGAGGCCUUUAAUUAACUUUAUGGUCAUCUCUAAAGGUAGACCGAUGUUUUUGAAAGCAGUAGAUUGUUCUGGCGAGGUAAAAGACAAGUUUUUUAUUGCUAAUCUGAUGAAAGAAGUGAUCAAUGAAGUUGGUCCUGACAAUGUAGUGCAAGUGAUAACCGAUAAUGCUCCUAAUUGCAAAGGUGCAGGACAACUCAUUGAAGGACAAUUUCCAAUGAUUGUAUGGACACCAUGUGUAGUACAUACAUUGAAUCUUGCCCUGAAGAACAUUUGUGCUGCUAAGAAUGUUGAAGACAAUCAAAUUGCAUAUGGAGAAUGCAGCUGGAUAUCUGAUGUUGCUGGAGAUAUCAUGGUUGUGAAAAAUUUUAUCAUGAAUCAUUGUAUGAAGUUGUCCAUGUUUAAUGAAUUUGUACCUCUUAAAUUGUUGUCUGUGGCUGAAACACAUUUUGCAUCGAUUAUUGUUAUGUUGAAGAGGUUUAAAUUGAUUAAAGGAGUUGUUGCUCAAUGAUUUAUGGUGGGACAAAAU